CCAGCCAGCGCCUAUAUAAUGGUAGCUCGCCCACCAAAUGGCUCCCAGCUAGAGUCGCGUGCAGCGUGGUCGAUCCCUCGCUUCUCCGCUGCGCUUCCACUCCAAAUCCAAGUCGUCACACGCAUCAAGCUGAUCUUCCGUGACACGCAUACUCGAUCGCCGGUGAUCUCGAACUAAUCCGGCCAGCGAAAAUGCAACUCGCGAGCUGCGAACUCCCCGCCGCCGCCGGCCGUCCCGGCGCGGCAGCCAGCCGGCGGUCCGGCCGCCGUCCGUCGCCGCCCGUAUUGCCGGUCGUCGCCAUCAAGAAACCCGCCGCCGCGUCGUCGUCGCCCCCGCGCGCCGCGCGCUGCCGCUGCUCGUCGUCCCGCCGCGACGAGGCGGAGUUCGGCUGCGGCGGCGGCGGCGGGCUGGUGGACGAGGGGAUGGUGGUCCUGCGCCGGCGGAUCCACGAGAUGCGCGCCGCGGAGCGCAACUGGGAGCCGCCCGAGGAGUGGGCGGCGUGGGAGAAGGAGUGGUACGGCACCUACGACGCCGACGUCUGCGACCUCGUCGGCGCGCUCCAGGCGUUCCUCGUGAGCUCCCGCCCCGGCGUCGGGGUCGGGAUCCUGGCCGUGCUCGUGCUCGCAGUGCCGGCCUCCGCCUUCGCCCUCGUCUCCCACCUCCUCGAUGCUUCACGGGCGAUCAUCUCCAAUCUGCACCACUGAUCAAAUCUGACGACACGAUGAUCCUAUUCUUUCGUUCGUUAUAUAUCUGACGACGACAUGUAUUAUGUAUAUAUCACGCGCGCCCAAAUAUUAUCUUGAAUAUGUGUGUGUAAGCUUGAUAUUGCUAGAAACAAUAAUAACAAGGUGAUUGAUAUUC
Molecule: messenger RNA, 861 nt
Organism: Panicum virgatum (switchgrass)
Lineage: Eukaryota; Viridiplantae; Streptophyta; Magnoliopsida; Poales; Poaceae
Exons: 1
Coding region: 192-704 (170 amino acids)
Source: RefSeq, a predicted model, not a curated record